Molecule: messenger RNA, 993 nt
Organism: Pseudogymnoascus verrucosus
Lineage: Eukaryota; Fungi; Ascomycota; Leotiomycetes; Thelebolales; Thelebolaceae
Gene: ARC19
Product: Arp complex subunit
Exons: 5
Coding region: 91-600 (169 amino acids)
Biological process (GO): actin filament polymerization; Arp2/3 complex-mediated actin nucleation
Cellular component (GO): Arp2/3 protein complex; actin cytoskeleton
Molecular function (GO): actin filament binding
Source: RefSeq, a predicted model, not a curated record
UCCCAACUCGACCCGGACUCCACUUCACGAGCAUUGAAUACGUUGACAUCACACAGCUGCGUUGACUCGUAGCUCCAGCCAUAGCUGAUCAUGUCUCAAUCAUUGCGCCCUUACCUGCAAUGCGUCCGCUCCUCCCUCACCUCCGCACUCUGCUUAUCGAACUUCGCAUCCCAGACGUCUGAGAGGCACAAUGUUCCCGAAAUCGAAGCACAGACAUCCCCAGAGGUGCUGCUGAACCCCCUCACAAUUUCCCGCAACGAGAACGAGCGUGUGCUCAUCGAGCCGAGUAUCAACAGCAUCCGCGUCAGCAUUAAGAUCAAGCAGGCAGACGAGAUCGAGCACAUCUUGGUGCACAAGUUUACGAGGUUUUUGACUCAAAGAGCUGAGGCGUUCUUCAUUCUGCGCAGAAAGCCAGUGAAGGGAUAUGAUAUCUCAUUCUUGAUUACGAACUUCCACACCGAGGAGAUGUUGAAGCACAAGCUGGUUGACUUCAUCAUCCAAUUCAUGGAGGAGGUAGACAAGGAGAUAUCCGAGAUGAAGCUCUUUUUGAACGCAAGGGCGAGAUUCGUUGCCGAGUCGUUCUUGACACCUUUCGACUAAAGAGAUACUUCUGUUUUAUGACCUUGUAGCGUUUUGAUGUAUAUAUCAAAAUGCAUAUUGCGCGGCGUUGACGGAUCAAAAUAAAUCCUACUAAGACAUUGAUAUAGCUUUUCAUGACACUAUUGCUUCCAAUACUCUGAAUUACAUAUCCCAUGACUGCUCUAUGUGCUUUGGUUGUCUUCCCAAGUGGAUGAAGAUAGCACUAUGGCAGAUGAUCAAAUGAACCUGAACUGUUUCCUCGUCAGUAUGGACUUGGGAAACUGACCCAACAUUGAAAGAGAUCUCUGGAAGUAAAUUCCUUAUUUUGUCUUGCUACGUGACUUCCAAGGUUGGGUUGGCAUUUAAUAUGUGCUCUUGAUACAAUUCCAUUGUGUUGCCUCUCUUUCACUGCCC